This is a messenger RNA of Anoplopoma fimbria (sablefish), 2292 nucleotides long. RefSeq lists its product as uncharacterized. NCBI's taxonomy places the organism in Eukaryota, Metazoa, Chordata, Actinopteri, Perciformes, Anoplopomatidae. The record is from RefSeq and is a predicted model, not a curated record. The transcript has 6 exons. The coding region runs from base 116 to 1849 and encodes 577 amino acids.
UCUCAGGUCCACCAGGAUCAGACUAGAUGGGAACCCCUGGGACUGUUCCUGUGGAGCGGAAGACUUUGUGGACUUCCUCAAAGAUCUACAAAGCAGGUCUCUACUGGACCGAGAGAUGAAUGUGACCUGUGAGAGUCCUCCAUCUCUGAGGGGUCGACCUGUGUGGAACGUAUCGGUGUGCGUGACGUCACCUCCACCUCCACCUCCAUCACCAUCACCAUCAGUGACGCAAACCGUCCACCCGAAACCCACAACGGUCCCGGCAUCCACAUCCGCUAAGGUUCUGACAACACCUCCAUCACGACCAACAUCAAAACCCUCCGUCCAGCCCAAACCCUCUGAUGCACCCGUCACAAUGUCCUCAAACCCGGCAGCUCAUGUGACAUCACCUCCAUCAGUGACGGAGAUCACUGUCCAACCUAAACCUUCUGACCUGCCCAGAACUAAACCUACACCCACUGGGAUGACUGAAACGUGUGAGACAUCCAGACCAUCGUCGGAUACAAACAUCGUGUGCACACUGGUUGUUGUCAUAGCGGUUCUUUCUUUGCUCCUGUCGGCGGCCUGUUUCCUGACCGUGCUGCAUCGGAGGAAUCGCAUCAGCAAAACUGUGAUGCCUGUCCGUCCAGAGGAAAACAGAAACCAGUUGAAAGAAGACAGCGGAUCCAGUCGUGCUCAGUCUCCAGGACACUCUGAGAAAAGAGAAAACAAUCACCGGGACUCAGAGACGGGAUGGAGGACAUCCUUCACUGGAGUCAGAGCUAAGUCAGCUAAUGCUAUUCUCUUUAUGUCUCCUUUUUGUGCACCUGUGAAGGAUGGAGUGACUUUACAAACUGAGACUCAGUCAAAAGAUGCAGAAAACCAAGCUGAGGGAAAGCAGAACCUGGAAGAUGAAACUGAAGCAGAUGGAGGAGUUGAGACAGACGAUGCUAAAGUAAUACAACAUGCAAAACAAUCCAAGGAUGGCGUAAAUCUAGAUGAGAUCUCCCACCAUGUUUCUGUCAACGCUGACACUGCACCUUAUCUGAGCAUCGGUACAAACCAGACUAAACCCAAUCCUGAUGAUUUCAACAAACAGCCCACUGACGGUUCAGGUCAAAGAUCUCAGAAGGGAAAAGUCAUGGGGAGGAUCUCCACCUGGCCUCCGACUGCCGUUCAGUGGCAGGCCAGAUGUAAAGCGAAGGAGGACGAGGAGGAGUCUGAUGUCUUCACUGUUUGGUCGCCAACGUUUUCAGGUGAGGUGGAGAAAGUCUUAAAGGCAGAGGAGCCUCCCUCCGGUUCUGACUGGGACAAAAGGGAAGAGGACAUUGAAACCAGUCGAAUGGAAGAUUUAGGAACUGCACCAAACCAAGAUCCUUUAAAGAUGACUGAAGCUCCCAUGACGUUGGGACUCUCUCAGUCCUCAAAACCAAACGACAAGACCACCUGUUUCAGUGAGGCUCCUACCCACACUGACACGAGGCUAGAAGAGCAGCUAAAGGAGGAGGAGAUGAUCCAGGACCCUGCCACUGUGAGACAGACCCAAAAUCUGAACCAGGACGAACUCGGUCCAAAUCAAGGCCGUAAAUCUGCAGAGAAUCCUGCACAGAAGAAGAGCAGCAACAAGGCAAGUGCAUCAAAGCGAGCUGGGACGAGCCGACAGAGGGCGGAGAACAGAAGCACCGGCCCAAAGGCUCCCUCUGGUGGCGCCUCGCCAGAUGAUGAAACGCUGCUGUCCGGCAACGAGUACGCCUUCAUGGACCUGCUGCAUGAGGUCGUGCAGAACAACGGCCGCUGGACGCGAGACAGGUGGAAGCAGAUAAACGUCAACAAGCAGCGGCGUCCCGACAGAGGUACCGAAGGGGUUUAGAAAAAGGAUUCACUUAAAGUUGGAAAUGAUGUUCACAUAACAUGACACACAAUAUUGUAGUUUAAUUAUGUCACUACGAGUUAAAGAAAAUGGUUUAUAUUUGCUUGUUGCUGCAGUUACAUGUAAAAUGAUCUGUGUGUAUUUUUGGGAACACUGGGAACACUUAUUUGCUUUCAUGGCGAGAGUUGGAUUGAUACCAUUCUCAUGUCUGUCCAUUAAAGGGACACCACAGUGACUUUGUAUGACACUUCUGUAAAGUCAGGUGACUCACAAGAGACAGAUUAAAAAAAGAUGGUUAGAACUUGUGCAGAAAAGGCUGAGAUUUCUCGACUUUUAGUCUCUAGUGUGGGUCAAGCUUGAAAAAUCCCCCAUAUUUCCCAUAAUGCAACAUAUCAUCUUACAUUAGACCUCCCCCUGCUUCCCAACGCUGCAUUCAUGCUAGU